AGAUUGAACAAGAUCUGUCAAUUUCGCCCUCAUGCUAGAAGCCAUAGCAGCAAUUUGGAAUGGCAAUGUCAGCCAAUCAGCUCCUUUGUUCAACAGCACGUUCCAUUCCAUAAUGGCUGCCAGUGCUGUGGCUACCGCUAUCUAGCAUGUGGACGAAAAUUAGCAAAUCGUUCAAUCUUCUCGGUGUAACAGUUGGGAUAGUGGGACAAUUUGAAGUACAACACAUUUCUCAUCCCUGGAUUGAGGGGCAGAGUGAACUGUCUUCCUCUUCUUCCAGAGUGCGUCAGAAGCUGGAGAGCCUGCUGAACAAGAACAUGAGAAUCAGAAUGACAGACGGACGGACGCUGGUGGGACUGUUCUUGUGCACAGAUAGAGACUGCAACGUCAUCCUGGGGUCCGCUCAGGAGUUCCUCAAAUCCUCAGACUCCUUCUCCCAGGGUGAGCCCAGAGUGCUGGGGUUAGCCAUGAUUCCCGGCCACCACGUGGUCUCCAUCGAGGUGGAGUCAGACACCCUGGCCGACACACAGGGGUUUGGGGGCAGCCACUGAAGAACAAGCUGAGCUCACCCAAAGUCGGAAGACACGGUCCUAGAAAAGGCUACAGUACAGACUUGAAAUGGGAGAAUUCAAUCAAGGGAAUUCCAGAUGUGGCUGAUUUCUGGUGCCAGUGUCGUGGGUUUACCAGUCAGAGCCAAGAUAGGUGCGAAAUGUAACCAAGCAUCCCCAGUGACAUUAGUGUGUGUGAAGUUAAUACGGAGUAUGAAAGGUAUUUGCGCAAUAAGGGGCAUGGGACUGAGCCAGACAGUACAGUAUAUGUCAGUGUGAUAAAUGUUUUUCAAUACAUUUCAGUAUUUAAACCUGUGUCUGAUCUGUCAAUGAGGAAUGAUGCAGACGUUCCUUAUAUACUGGUAGUGCAGCAGUUACAUGUAG
Molecule: messenger RNA, 929 nt
Organism: Oncorhynchus gorbuscha (pink salmon)
Lineage: Eukaryota; Metazoa; Chordata; Actinopteri; Salmoniformes; Salmonidae
Product: N-alpha-acetyltransferase 38, NatC auxiliary subunit-like
Exons: 3
Coding region: 147-548 (133 amino acids)
Cellular component (GO): NatC complex
Molecular function (GO): RNA binding
Source: RefSeq, a predicted model, not a curated record